This is a messenger RNA of Salvelinus fontinalis (brook trout), 1718 nucleotides long. Its product is annotated as ATP-binding cassette sub-family B member 10, mitochondrial-like. Gene Ontology annotation, cellular component: membrane. Gene Ontology annotation, molecular function: ATP binding; ABC-type oligopeptide transporter activity. The record is from RefSeq and is a predicted model, not a curated record. NCBI's taxonomy places the organism in Eukaryota, Metazoa, Chordata, Actinopteri, Salmoniformes, Salmonidae. The transcript is spliced from 5 exons. Gene Ontology annotation, biological process: transmembrane transport. The coding region runs from base 1 to 906 and encodes 301 amino acids.
AUGUCGGCGCCCUUCUUUCUGGGCCAAGUCAUUGACACCAUCUACUCAAGCUCCUCGGAGGACUUCAGUGCCUCCCUCUGCUCUCUGUGUAUCACGCUCUUAGGGGUGUUUCUCGGUGGGGGCGCUGCCAAUGCAGCCCGUGUCUACCCCAUGCAAAUCUCAGAACCGCCUGUCUGCGGACACGGCUGUCAUCGGGCACUCCUUCACAGACAACCUCUCCGGCGGGAUCAGCGCUAUCGCGCAGGCAGCAGCUGGGAUCAGCAUGAUGGUGAGAAACAGUUUUACGUGUCACCCAGUUUAGCAGCUUUUGUGCUGCUGAUCGUGCCUCCUAUGGCUGGCCUGGCUGUCAUAUACGGGAGAUACCUGCACUCCAGAUCCAAACGCACACAGGACUCUCUGGCCGAGGCCACACAGUUGGCAGAAGAGCGUAUCAGCAACAUGAGGACAGUUUGUGCGUUUGGUAAGGAGCUGACAGAAGUGGCUAGGUAUACAGAGAAGGCCAACUACAUUCUCCACCUGGCCAAACAGGAGGCUGUUUUGCUGGCCGGGUUCUUUGGAGUGGUGAGCAUUCAGCCAUUCAAUGUUGCCCAAUUUGACCUAAAGAGAUGUGCCCUUGAUGCAGAGAAUGAGUUCCUGGUCCAGGAGGCUCUGGAGCGGCUCAUGGAUGGGCGCACGGUGCUGAUCAUCGCCCACCGCCUCACCACCAUCCAGAACGCUGACGCCGUGGUGGUGCUGGGCCAGCGGUGUGCGGUGGAGUGUGGUCAGCACGCACAGCUCCUGGGCAACCGCCAAGGCCUCUUCAGGAAGCUGAUGGAGAAACAAGCCUUCUUCCAAGAGGGGCAAAAGCAAGCGUUGAAAAGAGGACAGGGGAGCUCUUUAAAUGUAGAGAAAGUGCCUUUACAGUAGCUUUACAGUAGCUGUGUGGUGAUGUGCUCUGCCGCACUCCUCAGUACGUCAGUGUGUGAAUCAGAUGAAGCUGCACGUGCAUAUCAAAUGGAACAUGGAUGAUUUUGGACAUGUUAAAAUUGAGUACUGCAGAUAUCUCAUAUAACUGCUGGGAUUCAUUUUGAGAUGGUCAAUGGGGUUGGCUUCUCUUCUUGAGGACACCCAACUCAUUGAGCAUCCUCAAGAGGUUAGUGUUUCCUGAAAAUAAGAAGGACAUUAAAACUCUGAAGUAUGUCACGUAAAUAUUGUCAAUUAGGCGGGCCUAUUUCCAAGACACGGCAAACACACAGAGAACUGAAAUACAAGCUACAUUGUCAUAAAUGUAGAUGAUAAUCAAAUAAAAAAUUAUAUUCCAGGUGAUAAAGCAAUGAAUGAACCGCCACUGAUCAGUUAUGAAAAUGAUGUGCAUAUCCAUGAAAAUAUUCUGCUAUUCAAAGGUGCUUUUGUGUCUUUGCUACCAGUUUGGUGAACAUGUCUGAACAAUCUAACAUUCAGUAGGUAAAAUUGAAUUCAAAUCUAUGUAUUGCCCUAGCUAACACACCUGACUCCAAUAAUCAACUAAUCAUGAUAUUCAGUUUAGAAUGUAAUUCAUUUAAUCAGCUGUGUUUUGCUACGGGUGGGGGGAAAGUGUGACACCACUCCGGCCCCCUGAGGACUGGAGUUGCCUGUCCCUACAUCACUUUUACUCAUAUCUACAGAUGACCCUAUCCCUAUAUCACUAUUGUAUUCAGAUGUUUUGGGGCAUAAGUCCUAUAUAAAUGUUCUCUACAGAA